AAUCUAAUGCUUCUUCAAUAAAUAUUUUACAGAUAUAUAAACGUCUCAGAAACAUUGAUAUUAAAUUCGAAAUGUUAUUUUAUAUGUUUCCUUUCGAAGUUCACCAUUUAAUAUAACAUUUUCAAAGUCUGAUCUUUCCCGAGUAAAUAUUGCAACUUUCUCGCGUAAAAGAUUGAAGAGAGCCAUGCAUUGUUGAUCACGUUGAACAACAAACGAAUAUCAACGUUUUUUUUUUUAACCAUACUGAUGUUUUAUUAAAAUUUAGUAACGUACAACAGCGAAAAAUAUGGGUUUAUAACAUUGUCAUACGCUGAAUUAUCAAUUACGAUUUUCCCCUGUAAUGUGCGCGUCAACAGUUGAUCGAGUUGCGAAAAGCUCUUUCUAGGUUAGAGAAGUUUUAACCGAUUCUGAGAGUGCCGGUUCUAGGAUCCUAACCAUACGUGAAUUUUAAUCAGAUCGAACGAGGGAAUAACGUUUAAUGUAAAUCGUUUGCAAAAUUUGAAAAUGAUGCGUUUCGUGACAGCGAUUAAUUUCAAGAUGUUGCCUGUUUUUCGGCACCGUGUGACGAUUGUUCGAUCCUUCUGCAGAAAUCAACGUUUGGACUUUCAAGAAUCAUCGACUUCUAUACGACCAUCGCAAUGCCGAAGAACUGAUAUUACCGAGUGUCUUGGAUCGCUUACUAAAAGCACACAUGGUCGUCGUCACACUGCUGCUGUCAUUCCCAUAAGAUCAUUCGCUACUAAAAAAUUUAGUGAUAGGGAACCUCCAAGUGAAAAUGAUGGAGAUCCCCUUGAGGAUCCAACUUCAUUACCGGCUACUGUUGUUGUUCCAGAGGUAUGGCCUCAUGUGCCCGUUAUAGCUGUUAAUAGGAAUCCGGUGUUUCCCAGAUUUAUAAAACUUAUUGAGAUUAGCAACCCAGUUCUCAUGGAUUUAAUACGCAGGAAAGUUAAAUUGAAUCAGCCUUAUAUCGGUGUCUUCUUGAAGAAGGCAGAAGAUAAUGAAGCUGAAGUUGUACAAAAUUUGAAUGAUAUUUACCCUGUUGGCACAUUUGCACAAAUACAUGAAGUACAAGAUUUAGGGAAUCGGUUAAGAUUAGUUGUAAUGGCACAUAGGAGGAUUAAAAUUGUUGGUCAAAUUUUGGAAGAUCUUACACAGAAAUCUACACACCACAUGAAACUGACGUUUCCACUACUAAAUACAACAAUUCACGUCCCUGUAGACGAUACUGUAACCACAAGCAAACCAAGUCGUAGAUCAUUAUUACGCAACAAAUCUGAAACUAAAAUAUCAGAAGCCGAGAAAGCUAAAAAGAUUGAAGAAACAAGCACACCUGACAACAAAGAAGUGGUAAAUCCACCAGAGAGCACAGAAGAAAAACUUGAUUCAGCAGAACCUGAUAGUACUCAGACUGAAACUACUAGUACACAACCAUUGUUAAUGGUAGAAGUAGUAAAUGUUACACAUGAGAAAUUUAGACAAACCGAAGAAAUUAAGGCUCUAACACAAGAAUUAAUUAAAACAAUUCGAGACAUAAUAAGUAUGAAUCCAUUGUACCGUGAAUCUCUGCAACAAAUGCUACAUCAAGGUCAAAGGGUUGUAGACAAUCCAGUCUAUUUGAGUGAUCUAGGUGCAGCUUUAACUGGAGCAGAAGCACAGGAACUGCAAGAAGUGUUAGAAGAAAUGGAUAUCUCAAAAAGAUUAAGAUUAUCACUUGCACUAUUGAAGAAAGAAUACGAAUUGAGUAAAUUGCAACAAAAGAUUGGUAGAGAAGUAGAAGAAAAAGUCAAACAGCAGCACAGGAAAUAUAUUCUUCAUGAACAAUUAAAAGUAAUCAAAAAGGAAUUGGGAUUAGAGAAAGAUGACAAAGACGCGAUAGCCGAAAAGUAUAGGGAACGAAUAAGGUCGAAAACGGUUCCAAAAGCAGUGAUGGAUGUACUAGAAGAAGAAUUAAAUAAAUUAAAUUUCUUAGAGAGUCAUAGUAGCGAAUUCAAUGUUACAAGAAAUUAUUUAGAUUGGCUCACAUCCAUGCCAUGGGGUGUGACUAGUCCAGAAAAUUUAAAUCUUCAACAAGCAAUUGAGAUAUUAGAUAAAGAUCACUAUGGAAUGGAAGAUAUAAAGAAACGAAUUUUGGAAUUUAUUGCGGUUAGUCAGUUAAAAGGUUCCACGCAAGGGAAAAUAUUAUGUUUCCACGGGCCACCGGGUGUCGGGAAAACAUCAAUAGCCAAAUCGAUUUCUCGUGCGCUUAAUAGAGAGUACUUUAGAUUUAGCGUCGGUGGAAUGACAGAUGUUGCAGAAAUCAAAGGACAUAGGCGAACGUAUGUUGGAGCAAUGCCUGGCAAAAUUAUCCAGUGCCUGAAGAAAACUAAAACUGAGAAUCCAUUGGUUCUUAUAGACGAAGUGGAUAAAAUAGGAAAAGGUCAUCAAGGCGAUCCUGCGUCAGCCCUCCUUGAAAUGUUAGACCCAGAACAAAAUGCGAACUUCUUGGACCACUAUCUGGACGUGUCCGUUGAUCUUUCUAAAGUUCUCUUCAUUUGUACAGCGAAUAUAGUUGACACGAUCCCAGAACCUCUCAGAGAUCGUAUGGAAAUGAUAGACAUGUCGGGUUAUGUCGCAGAAGAGAAGCUCGCGAUUGCCAAGCAGUAUUUAGUGCCGCAAUCCAUGAACAAUUCUGGCCUCUCUAACACCCAAAUUACUAUCGACGACAGUGCCCUCAAUUCAUUAAUUAAAUUCUACUGUCGGGAAUCAGGUGUCAGAAACUUGCAGAAACACAUAGAGAAGGUCCAUCGAAAGGUGGCAUUUAAAGUGGUUAAGAAAGAAGCAGAGAAGAUUGAUGUAACCGCAGAGAACUUGCAUGACUUCGUAGGGAAACCUGUGUUCACUCAUGACAGAAUGUACGAAGUGACUCCUCCUGGGGUUGUGAUGGGUCUAGCAUGGACAGCGAUGGGUGGUUCCACCCUGUUCAUUGAAACAACAAUCAGAAAACCUAGUCUGAAGAAGUCAGAAGGCACUUUCGAGGCCACUGGACAUUUGGGUGAUGUGAUGAAAGAGUCCAUUCAGAUAGCAAUGACAGUUGCAAGGAGAUUUUUGAACGAAGUAGAUCCCGGUAACACUUUCCUUUAUGAUUCUCAUUUACAUUUGCACGUGCCUGAAGGUGCCACGCCGAAGGAUGGUCCUAGUGCUGGUAUAACUAUUGCGAUAGCGUUCAUAUCGCUUGCUAAAAAUAAACCGAUCCGACAAAACAUUGCCAUGACUGGUGAACUCAGUCUCAUGGGCAGGGUUCUACCUGUUGGUGGUAUUAAGGAGAAAACGAUUGCUGCAAAACGAGUCGGUGUAAAUUGCGUGAUCCUGCCAGAGGAAAAUAAGAAGGAUUUCAAUGAUUUACCAAAAUAUAUUACGGAUGGUCUCGAAGUUCAUUUUGCCUCUACUUUCGCAGACGUGUACCACGUAUGUUUCACAGAAGCGCAGGAAUCCGAAGCUCUUGAUUCCGACAACUCAGCAAAUCUUAAUAUACCAACUUCGCGAGCUGCGCCGCUUCUGGGUAAAAGUGAUAACCAUACUGCCUAGAAGCUGAGUUAACAACGUUUAAGUCCAUAUGGUUUUGUUGGCCUUCAGAGUAUGUUAAAACACGUACUAUUCAGAAUAGUACAGUGUUGAAGGUUAACUGUAAAUUUCAUUGAUUAAACUUAUUUAAUCUAUUUUUAAAGACAAAUUUUAAUUAAAAUUUCAUUGAUAAAACAAUUUUUUUUUUUAUUUAAUAUAUAUGAAUAAAUGAACGAAUUCCUAAGUCGGAAUAACGUUGACCAUUGAAAAUAAUAAUAGUUCCUUUUAUAGAUGUUUUGUUAUAAUAAAGAUAGUACUGUAAAUACAAUAUAACAUUUAUUUUUUUCACGUACUGCAGUGUAAUCUAGUAAAAGCUUACUUUGAAAAAGUAUAUCAGUUUCACGAAGAAUGAUCUUGUAUUUUGUAUUGCACAGUACUGUUUUUCGUAUACAUAAAAAAUGUAAAUAAUUAAUACAAUAUAAUGUGUUGUGAUUAAUAAAAAACCUAUAUUUUCUAUGAAUUCAUUAUUGCCA
Molecule: messenger RNA, 4073 nt
Organism: Nomia melanderi (Alkali bee)
Lineage: Eukaryota; Metazoa; Arthropoda; Insecta; Hymenoptera; Halictidae
Gene: Lon
Product: lon protease homolog, mitochondrial
Biological process (GO): mitochondrion organization; protein catabolic process; protein quality control for misfolded or incompletely synthesized proteins
Cellular component (GO): mitochondrial matrix
Molecular function (GO): ATP hydrolysis activity; ATP-dependent peptidase activity; single-stranded DNA binding
Source: RefSeq, a predicted model, not a curated record